Messenger RNA from Danaus chrysippus (African queen), 372 nucleotides. The record is from the annotation of a GenBank genome assembly. NCBI's taxonomy places the organism in Eukaryota, Metazoa, Arthropoda, Insecta, Lepidoptera, Nymphalidae.
CUGACUGUGGAGCGGAGCGCGAGCGGCGAGCGGCGGCCGGCGGUGUCGGCGACGCGCGAGGCGCUCCUUAAGAGUGAAAGUCUGCGAAAUGAUCGGCGCUCCGUGCGAUACAAUCAGUUGGAGCGAGCGCGACACGCGGCCGAGCGACACUCGCCCUUACGGACCGCAGUGUAUGCGAGGCUCGGCGCGCUCCGAACUCCGGUCUCCGAGGUCAUUGCCGCGUCGCCCGCGGACCAAUCCGGAGCGCGCGCAGACGAGCGAGCGGCGCCAUUGGAGGGACCGGAGCCCCGCGCCUCGCCACCCGCCGAGUUCGAAGACCCGAACCUUGCGGGCGCUCCGCGGCCAAGGUCGCGCGAGAGCGGGCGCGCCUGA